UGGGACCAUCUACAUUCCCCAGGGUAUAAAUAGAGGAGAACUGCGUAGAUCGGCUGCCAGAACUGGAAGUUAUUCGAAAUAGAAGCAACAUGAGAGCCCGAUCCUCCCUUUUGACGAUCCUAACCUGGCUAAUUAUCGGCUGUCUGGAUUGCAGUAGUGCUCUGUUCUUCAAGUCCUGGAAGUCGGGAAUAGGACACGGUGGAGCACGAAACUAUGGGAGUUCUGGCUAUGGAAACUAUGGAUAUGGCAACUAUGCUGGAGGAUAUGGCAACUAUGCUGGAGGAUAUGGCUAUAACUAUCCAUCUUACCCAGCACAUUCCUCCUACUCCUACCCAUCAUAUUCAGCUUAUCCAAGCGGAGGACGAAGGCCUUCUGGAAACAGACAAGGACGCACCUACUCGGACAUAGCGAGAGUCAUCAACCCCGCUCCCUACGUCGGUCCUGGAGGCAGUCGAUUCCUGCCUCGCACUCCCUUCUCCCCCCUUUGGGGUUGA
This is a messenger RNA of Drosophila rhopaloa, 494 nucleotides long. Its product is annotated as prisilkin-39. Lineage: Eukaryota; Metazoa; Arthropoda; Insecta; Diptera; Drosophilidae. Bases 90 to 494 code for a protein of 134 amino acids. The transcript has a single exon. The record is from RefSeq and is a predicted model, not a curated record.